Pisolithus orientalis is the source of this 831-nucleotide messenger RNA. RefSeq lists its product as uncharacterized. The transcript has 4 exons. Bases 1 to 831 code for a protein of 276 amino acids. Lineage: Eukaryota; Fungi; Basidiomycota; Agaricomycetes; Boletales; Pisolithaceae. The record is from RefSeq and is a predicted model, not a curated record.
AUGCGUCUCUCAUUCUUACCCGUCCUCGUUGCGGGCGCUGGCAUGAUUGCCAGCCAAGUCGCCGCAGAGCCCAUCCGACUCAUCGUCGACGCUUCUGAGUCGAACCCCAACAUCCGUUUUGGUCAUGUCUUGGCCAACGCCAAUGUCAAUGGAAACGACGACUCACACGUCGGGCGCGUUCGCCCGACCUUCGUCGUGGCCGCCUCUACUGAGGUGAAGAGCGGUUCUGCGCAUCCAUUAUGCAACUCUAUCCGGGAGAAAGCAAUCCGUCUCUCAAACACAUUUAGACAUGCCCUGGGUCUUCCCAUUAUCGAAACUGGUGAAUACCACCACUCAGUCGGCGCUAGUGUCGUCGGAAAACCCCAUCACCACGAGGAGGUUCACAUCCCCGUUGUCACUCUUCCCAUCGUGGACACCCCUGAGACGUUUGUGCACGGUCACCACGCCCAGGUUGAGGAUCUCUCUGACCAGCCUCACGACGGACCUGUGGAGCGGCCCCACCAUCCCCACAAAGAACAUGAUCACAAACACAGGAAAUUCCGCAAGUUCAGGUGCCAUAAACGCGUAUCCACAAGGGCCUUGACUACCCUCGGUCCGUGGGAGGGUCGCGCCGUCGCUUUUGUCAUGGGCUGUGGUAUCGGUGUUCUAUUGCGUAUGUUCUGGGUCUUGUCCGUCCUCGUUUACCGCACCAUUCGAGGUGACCGGGAGGAGCAAGUACAUGAGUAUAUUGUGCUCGACCAAGAUAUCGAAACCGUCUUCGUUGCUCCCCCUCGGUACACCGACGAGAAACAUGAAUUCGUCGAGGACGAGAAACGCCCGGUAGAUGCUUGA